CCAUUUUCUUUUCUGUUUCCUUUUAAGAGAGGUUGUUUUCUGAGCAUAGUUUCAAACCCAAAGCAUUUCCUGUUCCAAUUAGCCCCUGGUUUUGCCAUUUCUUAUAUAAUGUACAAUACCGUGUUCCCUUUUUCUUCGCUUUCUUCAUCCAAAUUUCACUUCUUAACUGUUGCACCUCUUUAUCUACUUAUCCAUUUCUUCUUCUUCUUCUUCUUCAUUUACAAGUACCCAUCACCAGCUUUGAUCUUGUCAAUCUGUACUACGAACUAAAUUUAAACCUGUAGUGUAUUGUAUAUUUGUAGUGCCUUUCCUUUUGGUGGUUGUUUGUUGGGUUUUGAUUAAUUUCAUGAAUCCAAGUUUGCAACCCUCCUUAAAUCUUAAUCCAUUCAGCUAGGCAUUUUUUCAAACGAAUUCCUACAAUUUUUUCUUGGUGAGUUUGUUUUUUCCUUUCAUUCAAUUUAUUGUACUAGAAGUAUAGAGUUGUAGAGGUCCACGGGUAUAUAUUGGCGUUACAUCGAUGACAAUUGAAGCUGUUGUUGAUCCAAGAAGAGACCCAGUUGGGCAGCACGUACACAAGGUUGGGUAUGCCAACCGGGUUAUCAAGAAGAGAUGUAAACGAAGAAUCAAUAAGCGUUCUGAAGCAAAAGUUCCCAUGGCACUGCAGGAGCUGUAUGUAUCAUGCAGAGAAGUUUUUAAAGGCCCUGGAACUGUUCCCUUGCCUCAUGAUGUGGAGAGAUUAUGCCAUAUACUUGACAAUAUGAAGCCAGAAGAUGUUGGGCUAAGCAGCAAGCUGCAGUUUUUUAAGACUGAAAAUGCGGUGAAAGGGACUCCAAGGGUCACCACCACCACCAUAUACAAAUGUGAUAAGUUUUCGUUGUGCAUUUUCUUUCUUCCUGAAACUGCUGUCAUUCCUUUACAUAACCAUCCUGGGAUGACGGUUUUUAGCAAGCUUCUACUGGGGACAAUGCACAUCAAAUCAUACGAUUGGGUUAGCACUAGCAGUGCAGAGGAAUCUGGACAGCCUUCUCAUUUGAGAUUGGCGAGACUGGUAACGGACAGUGUCUUUAAAGCUCCUUGCAACACAUCUGUAUUAUAUCCAACGACUGGAGGCAAUAUCCAUCAGUUCACUGCCAUUUCACCUUGCGCAGUUCUUGAUGUGCUCGGACCUCCGUAUUCUGCAGAAGAUGGCCGAGACUGCUCAUACUACAAAGAUUUUCCUUAUGAUGCCUUCUCAGAUGGAAAAAUGGAGUUGACAACAGAGGGGGACUGUUGUGGAUGGUUGGAAGAGAUAGAGACGCCAGAGAAUUCAGAGAUGGAUGGAAUUGAGUACUUGGGUCCACAAGUUGUAGAGAGUACAGACUAAUUGCUAGCUUGGUUGGUUGUCACCUUUCGACAAAAUUUUUUAUUUUCUUCUCUUGAACUAUCAAAAUUUUACGUUUCACAUGUUACUACUAUACAUAUAUAUUUUUUUAUAUAUAAAUGUCUUUUCUUGA
This is a messenger RNA of Manihot esculenta (cassava), 1493 nucleotides long. Its product is annotated as plant cysteine oxidase 2. Gene Ontology annotation, molecular function: oxidoreductase activity, acting on single donors with incorporation of molecular oxygen, incorporation of two atoms of oxygen. Bases 518 to 1363 code for a protein of 281 amino acids. The transcript has 5 exons. The record is from RefSeq and is a predicted model, not a curated record. NCBI's taxonomy places the organism in Eukaryota, Viridiplantae, Streptophyta, Magnoliopsida, Malpighiales, Euphorbiaceae.